AAGCCGUAAAUUAAACAAUCUUCCCAUGCGUGCACGCGGAUUACCGGAGGCUUGCGUUCGCUACCGUUUUAUCGAGUAGCCAUGAUAUUUAUAGAUAUUAAGUCUAGAGAGAUAUUUUGUGCAUAAAACAGCAAAAAGAAGAAAAAAAAUGACGUCAAAAUUAGAAGUGAACGUUGAAGAGGAUAUUUCUCGAAAAAUUCAAGUCUGUCCAUACCGCGUCAGCUCUCAGUCGUCCGUGGUAGAUGAUGCGGAAGAGUUUGCAGCAUUAGAAGAUCUCGACCGUAGGCUAGAAAGCGUUGAAACAGGUGACGAAAAGUCACCGACCAUCUCAGAAUGGUAUCGUUUGCAAUCAAACACUUUUGGGGCGACGUCUUUUCGGCGUGUCGAAAAACUGCUGGAUGCUGUGGAACAAACUCCGUCGGAAAGUGUGGAAUUUGAUUUCAACCGUUGCGGUUACACUAACCUACACGUACAAAUCGUACUGGAUGGUUUACUUCAAGCACGUCCAGAAUGUCUAACACGACUCGAUUUAAGUCGCAAUCGGUUGCUGAACGUGUCGCUGGCCCGAUGCCUGGGAAAUGUGCUGAUGGAGCUGCAAAGCAUCGUUCAUCUGUCGCUUUCCUUCAACACGCUAGACGACGAUUGUAUCGAGGUGUUGGGCGAUGCGUUAUCAAAUUCGGGCGUUCGUCUGCUGGAAGCAGCUCACUGCCAAAUCACCGACCGGGGAGGUUCACUGCUGUUCAGCGCACUGCUCUACAGCGACUGUGUGCAAAUGCUAGACCUUAGCUGGAACCAUCUAGACACGACCAGCGGACAGGCGAUCGGGCGAUUUCUUUCCACCCAAAAGACGCUGAAAGAGCUGCUACUGGCCGGUAAUCACCUGUAUCAGGAGCUACAAUGUACCGUGCCCCUUCUGCUGGGUAUGAUCGGAAAUGAAACGCUGGAACUGCUUGAUCUCAGCUGGAACGGGUUAAGAGGGGAAGAGAUGGGUCGAGCUCUUUCAAAAGCUGUACAACAGUCCAAGCUGAAGUGCCUCAAACUAGAAUGCAACAUGCUGUCGGAGGUGGAGUUGUCGUUCGUAGUGAAGCUGGCGAAGAAGAGUGAAACGCUCGUGGAGCUUUGGCUCGGUAGCAAUGUGUUCGAGGACACCGUACUAGUCGAGCUGGUGCGUACCUUCAUGCGCCAUCCUACGCUGUUGGUACUUUCGCUGGGUCCGUUUCAGUUUAUCCCCCAAACGGUGGCCAAACUGUGCCGAAUUUGCAAGCGCAAGUAUCCCGCCAAACAGAUCAUCUACCAGGGUGUGCUGAGAGCGAAACCGGCCCGCCCGGUGGACGUGCAAGAGAUGCUCCUGGAACGGAGCCGUUUCUUGGCGCAGAAGCCAAAGAAGGCAAAGCUGAAGCGAGAUCUGGGGCAUCUGAUGCUUCAGUUUGGCGAUGCCGAAACCUCGCUGCUAACGCGCGAAGAGUUUGUGCUCGCGUUGAAACGGUUUCGGCUGAAGCUCGAUCGUGCGCUGCUCGAGGCGCUGAUGGAUGCGUUUGAAGCUCCGAAAAAGUUGGUAGACACGGGUGCGAUGGCGUUGAAGUACCUCACCAAACAUCCGACGGAGCGGCCGAUUGUAAAGUCCGCCAAACGGAAGGGCCAGAAAUAAGGACGAAUACGGAGUUGGGUUUGAAUUUUCAAUUUCAUAAUAUGUUUAUUGCUUCCUGUUUUCUGCACAUCCUUGUGUGCCCAUUUGCUUCUCACGUUACCUCGGAUUGCCUGAUGCUUCUUCCUAGUGCUGAUCGUUUGUUUGUUUGUUUUGCUACUUGUUUGUGAUGCCGUUUGCAUGAGAGGAUGAACGAUAAUGAAACGAUGAACAGAUGAAAUGUAAUAACGAGUCUGCUAGCCCCCCUUCCGGAAAGUGGGGACUGAGACGUCUUAAGCUUUAAGUACUAUGUACUACCGAUCGUAUGACGCUGGGCGGGCCACGUACGCAUUCGUGACCGUUUGUUUGUCGUUAAAAUGGAAUGUGUUGUGUUAUUGUGUGAUGUCUCUACUUUCUUUUCUAAACGUUUUACCUUCCUUCCUUCCUAUCGGGAUUGGCCGUUUGAUUGUUCCUUAAACCAUACCGCACUGUGUGUACUUUUUUAAAAUUGACGGCAUUUUGACGAGAUUCCUUCGUUGUUUUAUGGUCGUUUCGCUCACAAAUCUUUGUUGUCUUUUUUACAAUAUUUACACAAUCUGCACACAAUCGUUCGUUUGAUCCACUUUUUUCUCUAUUCCUCUGCAAUUUUGCCCUACGCUACGCAUUUAAAUAAUAUUGAGUACAUUUUGUCAUAGUUUUGAGUUAAUGUUUUCGAGUUUUGCAAUAAUGUACAUGUUGCUGCUUCUUCUUCUUCUGCUACUGCUGCUGCUGCUGCUGGAAUGCGCUCUCAACUUCCCUUAAUGUAUAAACCUACUCUGCUUGCUACUUAAUUGUACACUCACAAACAACACUAAACAAGGAACUAUUUAUUCCGCUAAAACCUAGCCCUAACUAGUAUGCCAGCGCUCCCAUGUACAAUUUCCCGAGCCCUUGUUCGGGGGUUUCGCGAUAAAACAGAUCAAACAAACAAAAACGGCAUAAUGGCAGGCAGAAGAUAGUUGGCCGUUAGUGAUCGUUGGGGGAUGUCACUGGCCAACCGCUUGCCGACUGAUCGCGUUGAAUCGCUACCGCGUGAGCCUAGAUUUGUGUUUUGUGGGCAAAGGUUAGAAAAUGGGGUUGGCCCUUUUUCGCACGUACCUACUCUCUAGAUGGCCCUAAAUGCUAUCCCUAAAGGCGAACAAAUACAAAAAAAAACAA
Messenger RNA from Anopheles gambiae (African malaria mosquito), 2821 nucleotides. RefSeq lists its product as uncharacterized. The transcript is spliced from 2 exons. The record is from RefSeq and is a predicted model, not a curated record. Gene Ontology annotation, molecular function: protein binding. Lineage: Eukaryota; Metazoa; Arthropoda; Insecta; Diptera; Culicidae. The coding region runs from base 149 to 1648 and encodes 499 amino acids.